AUGAUGGACAAAAAAAGUGCCAAUGGCUUUCAGACAACAGGCAGUGAAGGUGGUGUUCAGAGAAAGCAACUACCCUACUCAGUAGAAACUCCUUAUGGCUUCCACCUGGACUUGGAUUUUCUCAAAUAUGUUGAUGAUAUUGAAAAAGGCAAUACUAUCAAAAGAGUCCACAUCCAACGUCGGAUCAAGGGUCCUCCCAAAUUCAGUACUCUGCCCAGAAAUUUUAGUCUGCCAGGGCAGGCGAUCCAGCCAGCCUCUAAAGAUAGUACCUGGUCUGGGACAUCCACCUUGGGUCCAAGACCUAAAUCGCGGCUAACAGAGGUUACACAGCUCUCAGAUUUGAGGGCAAAUGAAGGAGUAACUUUAACAAGAGGGACAACUAUCCAAGCAACAAGUGUUGUUUCAGCUAGGCUUCGGGAUGAAGGUGUUUUGGGGCCUCACAGUAUUGAAGAGAAAAUGAUGGGCACUCAAAAUCGUCCAAACUUGCUUCGAGCAUCAAGUAUGCCUGUCACAUUACAACAGCGGAAAGGUUCUGAUUCAAGUAGUCCAGAUCGUAUUGUCGUAACACCAGAGAAUGGCUCAACUGAAAACGUAUUCAGAGCAUCACCUGAUAUCACAGAAAGAAGAUGUGCUACACAAGAACGAGUGGGAAUUCACCAGCAGAUCACAGUAGCUUUGAAGCGAGUCAGAGAGCUUGAAGAACAGGUCAAAACCAUCCCUGAACUUAAGGCUCAAAUCUGCUCACUAAGGAUGGAGAGAGAGAAGCUACUAUGUCAACUUAAGGCCCAAGAAAAGGCCCAGGCUUCGCAACCACAUGCAAGCAGACCAGAGUUUAAUCUGUCUCUUACGUCACAACUCAAUCAGAAUUUGACAAGACAGACAGUAAGUGAUGAAAAGACACAGGGUAGCACAGGGGAAAAUAUUAUGGUUCAAAAAGAGCCAGUAAAUCAAGGAUUUGUUAUUAGUUUAUCUCAGCAAGAAUGUAACAUUCAAACAGAACUGCCAGAAAAAUGUGACCAUCAGAAAGAGACUGUAGGGAGUCCACUUGAACAUGCAGGUCAGGAAGAUGGUAAUUCAACAAAAGGUGAUAAUUUGGGGGACUCAGGUAAUGUACAGAAUUUGAAUGAAAAGCUAGUAUUACUGGAGGCUAAACUUCUUAAGGCUACUCAAGAACUAGAGAGAACUAAUGAUUUGUUGAAAGAACAAAUAGUGGAGAACCAAGUGAAAGAGGAGAAAAUACUACAGCUGAGUGAGGGAAUACAAUUAGAUGUGUGUGCAACAGAAGCACAUAGCAGACCAAGAAGAGAAAGUAUAGAUACAGGAACAGAGACUGAGAGAGUUGACUUUGUUAACCAGGAGACAGAGACAGAAUCACCUGGUACAGUAGAUCAAGGUACCGAUACACAAAGAAUAUGUAUUGAAGUAUGUUCCCCCAUACCAAGAUCUGGAAGUAUUAAUGAAGAAAUUAAAACUUCCAAAAUUGACACUCAGGACAGAGUGACAGAAGUUGGGGCAGAAGGUUUACUUUUUAGCCCUCAACCGCUUGCAGUCAACAGGAUGGAACAGGGUACAGUAACUGAAAGACCAACUACAAAUGAUCAAAUGACUGAGACAAAUGUAGCUGGAGCAGAGGAAGAGACAGACCAUCCUCAGAGGUCAAGGGCCAGCAGUGUCGAUAGGGGGACAGAGACAGAGAGGGUCGACACAGUGGACCGGGUGACAGAAACAGAGGUAGCAAAGAUGAAUGACCAGCAUACUGAGACAGACGUAGAAAAACUGGAAGACAACAUUUUAGUUAGAAAUGUCGAAACAGAAAGCCAGGACAUUGAAAAUACAGGAAAACGAAGAGAUGAGGUUCAUAUUAGUGCCAGCAAAAGUGAAGAAUGCAAUGAAUCAAAUGAAGUUGUUUCGCAGGAAAUAAAGAUGUUAGAGAAUUUUGAAGUUAAGAUAGAUAGUUCUGUUUCAGUUAAAAGGAUUGAAGGAAAAAAUACAGGUUCAGAUUUUGUCAACCAGACUGAAGGUAAAAGUCCCCAAACUGAAACAGUAGAACAUGUAGAAGCUACAACAGAGGCAAGCAUUGAGCAGAAUAUUAAAAAGGGAGAAUUGUUAGAGAGUAUUGAAACAGUGAAGGUUUCACAAAGUGCUGGAGAGACUACGGGUAAUGUCAACGUUGUAGUAGCAUCAGAGACUGCCACGGUGAAGAAGGGAGUCCCAAUCAGACCUCAGAGAGGCCGCAGGACAUCCUCAGAUCAGUCACAACCAACAGUCGUUCAACUUCAAGCUGCUCCUGUGUGUCCUCCUCAUAUGGAAUCCAGUGAAAUCCAAGAUCAGCAGUCAAAGACUGUGUCUCAACCCUCCCAAGAUCGCUCUGAACCGCAGAUUAAACAUGAAUCCCAAUCGCAGUCUUUGGACAAUACUAUGGAGCCAUCAUCUGAAAAAAAAUCGCUAUCACAAACUCAAUCUGAGAUUAAAAGCCCAUCAUCAAGUUCCAAGGACAUCCAAACCCGACCAAAAUCUAUCCAAGCUAAAUCUAAGACGACAGUUCGACGGGAUUCAAAGGAUCUGAAAGCUAUCGUAUCACAGCCUUUAAGACGUGAAUCUGGAGAUGGAAACACUCACCCUGCACGCCGGCCAUCGGGUGAAGUCCAACCUCAGUCUCGGAGAUUGUCCGAUGAAAGUCAACCCCUUAAGAAAGGCCCCGAAUUGCAGACAUUACGCAGAGGCUCCAGUGAAACAACCCAGCAUCGGACUUCCGGGGAAGCCAUGGCCUCACGCCGCGAUAGUGACGAUGUGCAGCAGGUACGCAGAGGCUCAAGUGAGUCGCCAACUUCGCCUGCGGCUUUAGGUCAAGUCGUAACACGCAUAACUGGGCUUCUGGGAGAGCAAUGGGCUCAAUUGGGGAGCAGCUCUGGAGCGCAACCAAUGGUCAGCCAGCAGCAAAGUAACAGCACACAAAAACAGACAGCAGGGAAAAGCACAGAGACAGGAAAGGGAGCCUCAGCCAAGCCUGCGGGAAAAACACCAACUGCAGGAAAACCAGCUGGGAAGCAAGGCCCUUCAAAAAUGAGCUCUAUUCAAAGUCAAUUAGUCAGUUCCCUUAGUGUUCUUUCUGCCUUUUACUCACCUGGCCAAAAAGCCGCCUCCAACAAACAGCAAGAACAAGGUCUCAAAUCUAUUAUGAAGAAAGAUGGUGUUGCUGACAAGCAAGGGAACAAGGGAACCAAGAAAAACCUCAAGUUUGUCGGGGUGAACGGAGGGUAUGAGAGCACGUCAAGCGAUGAGUCCAGUGGAGAUGAGAAGGCAAAACUAGAUGUCGAAGGAGAGGGGGCCAGCUCAGAGAAAGAACAGGAAAAAGACAAGGAGCCUGCAUCAGCAGAAAAGCCCAAGGAGGAAGCAGAUGCACUGGAGAAAGAGGCUGAAAUCUUGCAUGGUGAAAAGGGUGCAGUAGCAGCACAGAAAGAGACUGCAAAAGACCUACUUGAUUCAGAAGAGAGCCAUGUGCUCCUGGGGGAAGAGGCUGAAGGGGAAAAAGUUGAGAAGAGCUUCAUUGAUGCUUGCCUUUAUGUAAAGGAUCGCAUGGAAGAAGUUACAUCUCCGGAUAAAGAAAUGCGGCAAGUUUUAGUGGUUCUUUACCAGGAAUGGUUCAAAGUUUCCAGUCAGAAAACUUCGCAGGCCGAUACCGUCCGAUUAUACCUGCGCCAAGUGGGCUUGACCACACCGACUCUUCUGCCAUAUGUAGUCAACCUGACAGACGGCAACGGUAAUAUGGCUCUUCACUACAGUGUGUCACAUUCAAACUUCUCCGUGGUCAAACUGCUGCUUGAUACAGGACUGUGUGAAGCAGACAAUGUGAACAAGGCAGGUUACACUCCAGUGAUGCUCGCUGCACUGACAGCAGCUGAGAGUCCUGAUGAUUUGGAGGUCGCACAACAGCUGCUGAGACUUGGUGAUGUUAACGCAUGCUCUAGACAGAUGGGUCAGACAGCGCUAAUGCUUGCUGUGAGCCACGGCCGCCUUGCCAUGGUGAAGCUACUGCUGAGUUGUGGCGCAGAUGUAAAUGCUCAGGAUUUCGAUGGCUCCACAGCCUUGAUGUGCGCCAGUGAGCACGGCCACAUUCACAUUGCCCGCCUGCUGCUGGAGACAGGUCACUGUGACACCAGCCUCACAGAUAAGCACGGACAAAAUGCGAGGGAAGUGGCAGAAGGAUGUUCUCACCUCGAUGUUGCUGACCUCAUCAAGGCACAUGAAAAGGCUGAGUCUGGCCAGUGA
Molecule: messenger RNA, 4269 nt
Organism: Nerophis lumbriciformis (worm pipefish)
Lineage: Eukaryota; Metazoa; Chordata; Actinopteri; Syngnathiformes; Syngnathidae
Source: RefSeq, a predicted model, not a curated record